This is a messenger RNA of Onthophagus taurus, 2050 nucleotides long. Its product is annotated as lachesin. Lineage: Eukaryota; Metazoa; Arthropoda; Insecta; Coleoptera; Scarabaeidae. Gene Ontology annotation, cellular component: axon; neuronal cell body; plasma membrane. Gene Ontology annotation, biological process: synapse organization; homophilic cell-cell adhesion. Gene Ontology annotation, molecular function: protein binding; axon guidance receptor activity. The record is from RefSeq and is a predicted model, not a curated record.
CUUUAGUACGGCAUAUCCCGUAGUUGAGUUAGGUUUUCGAAUAAACCGAACCGCUUCAGUGCGCCUUCCAGUUUUCCAGUGUCUUUCGUGCUUUCAACAUACUUUUCAAUCGUUUUUGAAAAGCUUUUAUUGAAAAUUUAACAACUUUUUGGUGCACCUUUAUCCAAAAUGAGACUUCUUCACUUUACCUUAUUGGUGGUUUUGGCCCACACUUUAACAACCGUUUGCGCCAAACCGGCAAAUAACCCAGAUGAAGAUAGUUACGUUGAAGAUGAUUACGCGGCGAAUGGAGAAAGUGAUGCUGUCGAUACUGAUGAUUACGGCGAUAACGGAGAAGAACCGGAAGAAGAACUGGAUCCACCUACGAUAGAAUCGAAACCUUUAAAUAUUACCGUUUAUGAAGGUGCUUCAAUUGAGUUGCCAUGCGAUGCUAAAAAUGCCGAUGCAUAUGUAAUCAUGUGGUAUAAAGAUUCAAAAGCAAUCUCACAAGGCAAAUCAAUCUUUGGUGAUAAUCCCAACGUAAUGGUCUCCACAAACAAUAUGCUAAAAAUCAAAAAUAUUAACGAAUCAAAUGCUGGAGAAUAUAUGUGUAAAGUUGUUAUGUCUAGAACAGAAAACGUUAACGUUACUCAUCGUGUUUUUAUCGAUGCGACACCAAAAAUUAUUUCUUUCACCGCUAAAGAUAACAGAACGAAAUUGGAUGUUGGCGAAACCAUAAAUUUAGUUUGUAAAGCAGCUGGAGAACCAAAACCAAAAAUUAAAUGGUAUUUUGAUCAUAAAUACCAAGGAAUGCACGGUGAGCAAACCAGCGAUAUUAUUGCUGAAGGAGAAGAAUUAAUCAUCGAAAAUAUCGGUUAUGAUCGUACCGGAAAUUAUAGAUGUUUAGCUGAUAAUGGAGCUAAACACCCAAGUCAUGAUUCUAUAUUCAUUGAAGUUAUUCAUAAACCUGUUGUUAACAUCGAAAAGAUUUAUUCUGAUCAUACCCUUCGUCAAUUGGUUUGUAUCGUUCAUGCAAGUCCCGUAGCUCAGGUUUAUUGGCAAAAAGAUGGCAAACAUAUUCCACGUAACGACCACACGAAACAAUCCAUAAAAGAUCAUGAACAUCGAGUUACUUUUACGAGUUUCAAAGAAUCAGACGAAGGUGAAUACAAAUGUAUCGCCAAAAAUAAUAUUGGAGAAGAAACAAAAUCGGUUUUCAUCCGCAGAGUUCCUGAACAACCACAACUCGUCGCUUCAAAAUCGCACAAACCAAACGGAUACGUUUUAGAAUGGACUGUUCACUCGCAUAUGAGAAUUGUUGAAAGCGUUAUUAGUUAUAAAGAGAAAGGACAAGAUCACGAAAAAGUAGAUAUUGGCAAUGUGACUAAUACCAAUUCAAAAAAUAAUUUCACAAUUACCUACAUUUUCAAAGAUUUGAAAAAAGGUUCUUAUGUGGUGACUAUGAAAGCUAAGAAUGUAUACGGUUGGUCAACAUUUUCUAAUCAGGCUCAUUUUGAAAUUACGGGACAGCGCCAUUCACACAAAAAUAAGCACCAUAGCCCGCACACAAAAGAUAUGAUCAAUAAAGCUGAAUCACACACAGAAUUAAAAGAACUGGAAAAUCAAGAAGAUACAGUCCGAACUGGUUCCCAAAUAUCAGAUUCUGGUAGUUUAAAUCUUUUACCAUCAAUUUUACUUAUCUUCACAACCUUCAUUUUAUUACGACCUUGAGCAAACGAAUAAAUCAACAAUUUGGACUUUUAAAAAUUUGUGUUAAAUUUCCAUUUCUGGUGUAGCUUGCAAAGCGAAGAAAACCAAAGUAUUUAAAAACAAACCACGUAGAUUUAAGUUAAACUGGAAUUUUAACUAUUUUAUUUCACCUCUUUUUGUUUAUUUUGUAACUAAUUUUUUUUUAAUUCAAUUCUUUUUUCAAGCGUGUAAAUAUUCUUAUUUGUGCUAUAUUGUUCAAUUUAAAACAUUGUUUGCGUGCGAUUUCUCAUGGAUAUAAUAUGAUUAGUGAAAAAAUAAGUACGUUUUUUUUUUGAAAUAUAGAAAAAAUUGUUUUUGUGAA